Molecule: messenger RNA, 420 nt
Organism: Racocetra persica
Lineage: Eukaryota; Fungi; Glomeromycota; Glomeromycetes; Diversisporales; Gigasporaceae
Source: the annotation of a GenBank genome assembly
ACAAUUCUAAUCCCUUUAAAACCUCACAAGAAAAUAAUGUAAAAUCACAAAAACUUUCUGUUUUACUUCCUCACGAUUCUUCAAGUAGCGCUAAAUCCGUCUCUGACCGUUCUAGUCCGUUAUCUGAAACCCGUAUAAAUGCCUUAUUUCCAGAAAUAACUCAACUAAAAUUGAAUAAAUCAUCAGACGACGAUGAUGAUGAAUACAUGAUUGAAUUAAAGCUGAAUGAAGGCAAUAAUAUGCGUUGUUAUACCUACGAUGAAGAGGUACCUGAUUUACCAAGUGAUUUGGUAAUUAAUGACGAAAGCUCUUCAGGAUCUAAAAAUUGUGGUCUGUCAAGCGGUCAAGCAUUAGAAAAAUUGGUUAAAAUAGCAAAUGACAUUCUUGAUGAACACAAUUCUCCAUUGCAAACUAGCAAAC